Molecule: messenger RNA, 1025 nt
Organism: Aspergillus melleus
Lineage: Eukaryota; Fungi; Ascomycota; Eurotiomycetes; Eurotiales; Aspergillaceae
Gene: YFH1
Product: frataxin family protein
Exons: 2
Coding region: 153-785 (210 amino acids)
Biological process (GO): intracellular iron ion homeostasis; iron incorporation into metallo-sulfur cluster
Cellular component (GO): mitochondrion
Molecular function (GO): iron chaperone activity; ferric iron binding; ferroxidase activity
Source: RefSeq, a predicted model, not a curated record
CCACUCGUUCCCUUCCACUCCUCUUUUCCCUCUUCCUUCUUCCCUCCCCGGACUUUCAAACCCACACUCUACUCGAUCAAUCACUUCCCAUCGACUACAAACACCACUUCAUCUAUCCGCUCUAGACACCAUCUAAGCUAUCACCAUCAACCAUGCUCUCCCGCAUCCCCCGCGCUCUCCGACCCUCUGCCAUCCGCUCUCUCCGAGUCGGCCGCAUCACAGCUCCCACAGCUUCAGCUUUCCACCAGCCUCAGUCUCAAUCUACGCCUCUCCGUCGAGGCUUCCAAUCCUCCUCGUCCGUUCGCAAGGGUCUUCACCCGGAAUCCGCUGAUCCUCCCGCCCCGAACCCGCAGUCUAGUAAUGUCGCCGGCGCCGCAACCCACGUCACCGAGCCGUCGCCGUUGACGGACGGCCAGUACCACGAGUAUGCCGAACAUUAUCUAAAUGUGCUGGAGAAGGAGGUGGAGAGGACUCAGGAGGAGGGGUCGGAGAUUGAGGCCGAGUAUAGCGCCGGAGUCCUCAACAUCAGCGUCCCCGCCGUCGGCACCUACGUCCUGAACAAGCAGCCCCCCAACAAACAGAUCUGGCUGAGCUCGCCGAUCUCCGGACCCAAGCGCUACGACUGGGUUGUGGUGGGCGACCAGAUGCACGAGAAGCAGGACACGCGGCCGUUUGUCAACGGGCAGUGGAUUUACCUGCGCGACGGGUCGAAUCUAACGGAUUUGUUGAACUCCGAGUUGACGCUGAAUAUUCCGAGGGAUGUUUAUAGUGAGGAGUCUUCAUAGAUCCAAAUACUUACUUAGGGCAUGGGGGUUGUUGGCUGUGAUUGUGGUUGUGAAUGCGAUGAGAUGGAUCGUGGAUGAUGGAUUGGGGAGGUUAUCUGUCGAGGCAUAUAUGGAGAAGAGAUGUAGGAUAGGAUAUGACGGUCUUUGAUAUAUUUGCAGAAAGAGCAAGAAAGUUCAUAUAUUUCGGCACCAGGGACUUUUUGUUCAUACUGGAUGCGCAGAUAUCAGAAGUAAAUGUUA